This is a messenger RNA of Pseudomassariella vexata, 1184 nucleotides long. RefSeq names its product chorismate mutase. Bases 145 to 945 code for a protein of 266 amino acids. Gene Ontology annotation, molecular function: chorismate mutase activity. Gene Ontology annotation, biological process: chorismate metabolic process; aromatic amino acid biosynthetic process. Gene Ontology annotation, cellular component: cytoplasm. NCBI's taxonomy places the organism in Eukaryota, Fungi, Ascomycota, Sordariomycetes, Amphisphaeriales, Pseudomassariaceae. The record is from RefSeq and is a predicted model, not a curated record. The transcript has 3 exons.
GAUUGCGAUGAAGCCAGAUUGACUAUCUCAAAACUCCAAGUCUCAAACCCCUUUGAGAAUAUCUCUUAACCUGACCCUACAGUCGAACGUCCACUGCCCGCCACAUCGUCGCCCUUCUUCUCACUACGACGCGAGAACGAGACCAUGGAUACCAUUAUCGAUCUCUCGGAUGCCUCCAAGGCAUUGGAUCUCAACAAUAUCCGCUUCCAGCUGAUCCGUUUAGAAGACACAAUCACCUUCCACCUCAUCGAACGCGUCCAGUUCCCGCUCAACAAAUCCAUCUACAUCCCUGGUGCGGUACACAUAGAGCCAGUCGAAGGCUCGGGCCUAAGCUUCAUGGACUGGUACCUUCGCGAGCAAGAGAAGUUACAAUCGCUGAUCCGCCGCUUCGAAUCCCCCGACGAGUAUGCCUUCUUCCCGGACGCCCUGCCCAAGCCGAUACUGAAGCCGCUGAACUACCCCCGAAUCCUGCACGACAACACCGUCGUAGUCAACGAUAAGAUCAAGGCGUUCUUCAUCAACGAGUUUCUGCCGGCCGUCUGCCCCGACUUUGGGCGCGAAGACCGCGGCGAAUCGGCCGAGAACUACGGCUCGGCCGCGACUUGCGAUAUUGCCUGCCUCCAGGCCCUGUCGCGAAGAAUCCACUUUGGCAAGUUCGUGGCUGAGAGCAAGUUUAGGUCGGAUCCGGAGAAGUACACCAAACUGAUCAAGGCUGGGGACCGUGAGGGGAUUGCCGCCGCCAUUACGAACACUGCGGUCGAGGAACAGGUGCUGAAGAGACUGGCCUUGAAGGUACAAACGUACGGCACCGAUCCUUCGAUGAAUGGAUCCUCCGAGAACGCGGGCAAAAUCAACGUGGAAAAGGUGGUCUCCAUGUACAAGGACUUUGUAAUCCCGAUAACGAAAGAGGUGGAGGUCGAAUACCUUAUGCAACGGUUGAGUUAAGUGUCUACACCGCAUGUAAACGGUAAAUCUAAGGAAGCAGUGAAGUGGUACUAAGGGGGGUUGUUGCUUGUGGCAGUUGGCGCCUCCAUGGAAAGUCGGAAAGGGUCCAAAGAUGGUCGUGAUACCUUUCGCUCUUGAUGGGAUUGGACUGGUAGCCCAAGCCGCGGAGAAACCAUCAAGUGGCAAUCCAACACUGUUCCGCUCAGUGCGCCGUCAUUUUGUCAUUCGCCUGAGUCCAG